Messenger RNA from Cloeon dipterum, 1012 nucleotides. Its product is annotated as zinc finger protein 555-like. Lineage: Eukaryota; Metazoa; Arthropoda; Insecta; Ephemeroptera; Baetidae. The record is from RefSeq and is a predicted model, not a curated record. The transcript is spliced from 4 exons. The coding region runs from base 36 to 800 and encodes 254 amino acids.
GAUAUAGACAGUCUAUUGAAAAGAUUUGGUAGAAAAUGAAAGUGCCGGCGUGCCUUCUUUGCCGGCGCUUGACCACGGACGGUUCUGUGUCCGCCUCGCAGGUGGACAAACAGAAACUGAAAUUCUUUUUCGCUCAUUUGUACGAGGAGAAAUUACAGGAGGUCGACGACACUGAUCGCAUUUGUUAUUUCUGCAUCUGGAGAGCACAGAGAGAUUCUUAUAUACGCCAGGACAUAUUUUUUACGAUGGCCUGGUGGCCAACAAGACUGGAAAUGGACGCGUCCGCUAAGGUUUUGAGGAAGUACUUCAUGGAGGAGAAAAUUGAGCAGAGCUGGGUAAAACUAAAAUUGGAGUAUAUUGAUGUGCCGAAAUGCGAACUGAACGACAGCGUAGAUGAUGAAAUGAAAGAGAAAGAUGUUCCUGAACACAGCAGCAGGAAGAACGUUCCGAUGAUUCAUCCCAGGUUCAACCUUGAGGCAAAGCUGCAGCCGCGUCAGAGAAGGGCGAAAGGGCAGUGCCUGGAGUGCCCGUACUCGACGAAGUAUGCGUCGCACCUGCGAAUGCACGUGGCUCGCAUUCACAUGCCGCUCACGCUGCGCUGCGACUUGUGCACCAGCAUGUUCGCCAUUCCGCAGACCCUGAAUCAACACAUGAGAAACGUUCACACGUUCAGGAAGUGCUCUUUGUGCAAGCAAGACGUCACCAACGGAGGCUUCGGGGAGCACAAGAAGCGGCGAAAGUGCCGCAAAUGCAAUGCCGAGUUCGCGUGCGCUGGUCUGAACCGAAAUCAUCUACACUAAUAUUUCCCUGUGCUUUAUAUUAUUUGUUGAUUUAGAUUUGCUUUCCUAAAAAUUGAGGAAAUUUUACUCGUGAACUAUUUUAAUUUCCGAAAAAUCGGGUGAAGGACCUUCUCUCUGUGCAAAAAGUAGGAAUAUAUAUUUAAACUUGUCGCAAUUAAACCGUUUGACGAGCUGCAAUAUUUUUAGGAAUAAAAGAGUCGAACGAAUAAACA